CAAGAAGGGCGGGGCUACAUCUCCGCACUGUUCCGGGGUGGCGGUCUCCUCGCUGUUCUCUUUCCUCCAAGCAACAGCGCGGACGUCUAGGGAACUCUCUGUCCACGUAGGUUGCGGAAACGAAAACGAAAGCCCCGGUCACUCCCAGGCCCCUUCCCGGUGCCUUCGCGGAAGUUUGCGUAACCGGGAAGUGCCGUCCAAGGGGCCAAGGGGAGCAGAGCCGGCGGCAGCGCACGGACCUCGCGCGUUCACGGAGCAGCGGCAGCCACAGAACUCUUUAAGUCAUGGACAAACAAAACAUGCAAAUAAAUGCUCCUCACCCAGGAACAAAUCUCCCAGCUGCGUAUCAUCCUCAAUAUCCUCCGGCAGCAUUCCAAGGACCUCCGGGACAAACUGGCUACCCAGGCCCACAGGCCGCCUAUCCUGGGACGGCGCCAGGCUAUCCUGGCGCCUACACUGACUACUCAGUCCCACCACAUGGCUAUUCAGGUGGCGGUCCAGUGGGCUUUCCUGUCCAACAUCAGCCAGUGUAUAAUCAGCAAGGAGGACCUGCAGGGACACCAUGGAUGCCAGCACUACCACCUCCCUCAGGCUGUCCUCCAGGGUUGGAAUAUUUAAGUCAGAUAGAUCAGGUACUGAUUCAUCAGCAAGUUGAGCUUCUAGAAGUCUUAACAGGUUUUGAAACAGCUAAUAAAUAUGAAAUUAAGAACAGCCUUGGACAGAGGAUUUACUUUGCUGCGGAAGAAAAUGAUUUCUGUACCCGAAAUUGCUGUGGGGCUGAUAGGCCUUUUACCAUGAGAAUUCUUGAUCUUAGGGGCCAAGAGGUCAUUACUCUGGAGAGACCACUAAAGUGUUCCAGCUGUUGUUGCCCAUGCUGCCUUCAGCAGAUAGAAAUCCAAGCUCCUCCUGGUGUACCAGUGGGUUAUAUUUCUCAGGAUUGGCACCCAUGCUUACCAAAGUUUACAGUUCAAAAUGAGAAGAGAGAGGAUGUACUAAAGAUUACUGGUCCAUGUGUUGUGUGUAGCUGUUGUGCAGAUGUUGAUUUUGAGAUUAAAUCUCUUGAUGAGGAAAAUGUGGUUGGCAAGAUUUCCAAGCAGUGGACUGGUUUUGUGAGAGAGGCAUUUACAGAUGCCGAUAACUUUGGGAUCCAGUUCCCUGUAGACCUUGAUGUGAAAAUGAAAGCUGUCAUGAUUGGCGCGUGUUUCCUCAUUGAUUUCAUGUUUUUUGAAAAGAGUGGAAACCAGUAACAGAGAGCAGGAGUGUGGUAGUAGAUAAAUAAAGGUCUCCUCAGGAAGUGUGAAGUCUGUAUCCUGGUUGGGACUAUGUACAAGUAAAAUUCAGUGGGUUUUUUUUCUUUAUUGAAAUGACUUAUAACUUAUGAAUUACACUACGAUGCCAGAAGCUCCACAUAUAUUUCACUUUUCAAAUUGUUUAUUUUCUGUAUCACUUACUUAUAAAUGUUUAUAUACAUUUUAAUUUUAUGUGUUUUGUAUUUUAUGGUGUAUAU
Pteronotus mesoamericanus is the source of this 1507-nucleotide messenger RNA. RefSeq names its product phospholipid scramblase 1 (gene PLSCR1). Gene Ontology annotation, biological process: plasma membrane phospholipid scrambling. NCBI's taxonomy places the organism in Eukaryota, Metazoa, Chordata, Mammalia, Chiroptera, Mormoopidae. The record is from RefSeq and is a predicted model, not a curated record. The coding region runs from base 285 to 1247 and encodes 320 amino acids. Gene Ontology annotation, molecular function: phospholipid scramblase activity. Gene Ontology annotation, cellular component: plasma membrane. The transcript has 9 exons.